GUUGAGAUCUGACCUGAGCCGAAGUUGGAGGCUUAACCGACUGAGCCACCCAGGUGCCCCAGUUCUGCUUUAUUCUUAAGGACUUGGGUUGACAGAGAGGUGAGAGAUGCCAACUCUGAUAAAAGAUAUCAUUGGAGGAAUCACAGGUACCACCCAGGGCAAUGUUCUCUCUGUUGUCUGUACAGCGCAGUUACCCAAACCCAACAUCACAAGCAACAAGUCGGACCCCGUGGAGAACGUGGACUCUGUAGUAUUAACGUGUGAACCUAAGACUGAGAACACAAGCUACCUGUGGUCAGUAAACAGUAAGAGCCUCCCGGACAGCAGCAGGCUUGAGCUGUCCCUGGACAACAGGACCCUCACUUUACAUGGGGUCAUAAGGAAGGACACAGGACCCUAUGAGUGUGAAACUUGGAACCCAGUCAGUGCCGGUCGUAGUGACCCAUUCACCCUGAAUGUUCUCUAUGGCCCGGACGCCCCCACCAUUUCCUCCUCAGACUCCUAUUACCAUCCAGGGGCAAACCUCAGUCUCUCCUGCCACUCAGCCUCUAACCCGCCUGCACAGUAUUUUUGGCUUGUCAAUGGGAAGCUCCAGCAAUCCACACAGGAGCUCUUUAUCCCCAACAUCACUGUCACGAGGUCUGUGGGCGCAUGA
Molecule: messenger RNA, 655 nt
Organism: Suricata suricatta (meerkat)
Lineage: Eukaryota; Metazoa; Chordata; Mammalia; Carnivora; Herpestidae
Product: carcinoembryonic antigen-related cell adhesion molecule 1-like
Exons: 3
Coding region: 107-655 (182 amino acids)
Biological process (GO): regulation of immune system process; signal transduction
Cellular component (GO): plasma membrane; cell surface
Molecular function (GO): protein tyrosine kinase binding
Source: RefSeq, a predicted model, not a curated record